CUUAUUUUCCUUCAGCAUCCUGCCGUGAAACCUGUCAUGGAUGGUUCGUACAAGCACUCCAAUCCUCCGGAGAUCAAGGGCACGGGUUACGUGGUGAAAACACUGGAGGCAGCGCUCUGGGCUUUCUACCAUACGGACGACUUUGAGUCGGGAUGUUUGAAGGUUGUUAACCUUGGCGAUGACGCAGACACCACAGCUGCUGUGUAUGGUCAGCUUGCCGGAGCAUUCUACGGAGUGGAAGGGAUACCGAAGAAGUGGCUGGAUAAGUGUGCCCUUUCUCCACUGAUCGAGCUAAUGGCGGAUGAGAUAGUGAGCAUGGCGGAUCACUAUUCAAGUGUCAAACCAGCUGCCCCGCUGGACACCGCAGAGUUUGUCAGCACAUCUGCAGCAUGUUCAGAUGAACCUGUUGCACCUGCAGAUGAGACACAGGCCAGUGCUAGCUCAGAAACAAGUGCCAGUGGGAAGUUCAAAGCAAGUGAACAUUAUCGGCAGAAGAAGCGUGGCUAUGACCUGCUUGAGGCGGAGGUUCGGACACACAGGAGCUCAAGGGCUGUACGUGAGGAGAUCCGCGGAUCACGGAGUGCGUAUGACAUCAUCCUUGAGAAGUAUCGCAAGCUGCCACCAGAUUCUCAGGAUGAAUGCCUGCUGACCAGCACCAUGAACCAGCUCUACAGGGCAUGAUGGUUAAGUAGGACAGCUGCCGUGGAUGCAGCAGCAGCAGCAGUAGCAGUAGCAGCAGCAGUGGCAGUAGCAGUAGCAGUAGCAGCAGCAGUAGCAGUAGCAGCAGUGGCAGCAGUGACAGCAGCAGCAGCACUGAGCACAGGACAUCAACAAUACUUCAAGUAACCUUUCAGAGCAUGCACCCUGGCCCAGCAGGCUGCUACUGACAUCGUACUAGAGAUCCCCUAGCUGCCAGACCACCCACACACUACCCCAGCUGAAAGCUGCCCCCUCUCUCCGACCACCCUGCACUCCUCCCCGCUAAUAACCUCGUACAGGAGAUCCCCUGCCAGACCACCCCAGCUGGAAGCUGCCCCCUCUCUCCGAGCACCCUGCACUCUUCCAGACCCUGGGCCCAGCAGACUAGUCCCCUAAACUGUCCUGGACCAGCAGCCCCCCCCCCCCCCCAGGCUAGCUUCCUGCCCCUGGACUGGCCCAGCAGCCCCCCCCCCCCAUCCCCAGGCUAGCUUCCUGCCCCCUGGACACCCCCCCCCCUCCCUCCCCAGGCUAGCUUACUGUCCCCUGGACUGUCCUGCAGCCUUUGCUGCUCGCCCAGUAUAGUAUUCCACUCUAACCCUUCCAGACAGCCAGGAACCCCUUUUCCCGCCAUUACCACAUUAUAUAUUUUGAACAUGAUUUUAGAUCGAAGUAGUGGUUGCGACUUCGGCGAUGAUUUGUAAGAAAGGUUUGCUCGCCACACCGGA
Molecule: messenger RNA, 1424 nt
Organism: Sycon ciliatum
Lineage: Eukaryota; Metazoa; Porifera; Calcarea; Leucosolenida; Sycettidae
Exons: 5
Coding region: 37-681 (214 amino acids)
Source: RefSeq, a predicted model, not a curated record